GGUAAAAUCAACAAUAUUAAAAAAUUAUUAAAAAGGAAAGGAGAGAAUAAACUUUAAAUAUAUAAAAAGGUGUAUAGUAAAAUAGAUUAAAUGAGCACCAAAACCAGAGGUAGAGAGCAACAACAAAAGCAAAUUUAUGAAGCUCUGAAAGAGUCUAGUUCAGAGUUCCCAGACGAUCUAAUAGCUUAAACAGCUUCAGAUAUUGAGUAAGCAGUUUAUGAAUACUACGAAUAAAAUGAGCACAAUAAAAAGUACACUGAAAAGAUUAUCUUUUUAAAGAUGAGAAUUAAAGGUGCUCGUAAUGCUAAAGUCAGAACAGUUUUGCUUCUUAAGAAAAUAGAUCUAAAGGAAUUUAUAGAUUUGAAAGCCACUGAUUACAAUGACACAUUCUUUUAGCAAAAAUUGAACUCUGAUGAUAUUUCAAAUCAUUCAACUUAAGCUUCUUAACAAGUAUUAAAAUAAGAAAAUACUAGUAAUCUACUAUCAUCUUAGCCUCCUGCUGAAGAUCACUCCAAUUCAUAAGAAUUAAAAAAUGCACCACCUUAAAUUGCAUAAAAUCCUUUUACUGCCAAUCCCUUUUAGAGAGUCAUUCCUACACAAAAUAACGCUCCUGCUAAUAGAAUAGGAGGAAAAUCUAGAUAUGUAAAUCCUAAUUUUGCAAAUAACAAUUCUCUAAACCAAUAAUCCAAUGCACCUUCACUUAUUCCUCCAGUAGAUGUUCCACCUUAAAAUUAAGUACUUCCACCAAGUGAUAAUAUCCCACCCGUUAAUCCUACUACUGCUAUACAAACUCCUCCCGUUUAAGUAGUUCAACCCUAAGUUGUUAAAGAAAACAUUGUUUAGUCUAAUUUAGUAGAAUCUCACUUAUAAAACUUAGUGGACCAUCACAGCAACUAAAAUGAUUUAAUUCAUCAUGAAUAACCUCAUUAAGAUGAUUUCCAUCAAUAGAACCAAUAAAACAUUCCUAUUGCAAAUAAUAAUGUUUAAGAUUAAUAGUAGUUAGUGAAAAAUUCACCUCAAAAGACUAAUCUUCCAAAUACUAAUACCCACCAUACUUUUCAUCCUGCUCCACCUCCUCCUAAUAGAUAAGUCUAAAAGAGUUCAUAACCAUAAGCCCCAAUCAGAAAUGAUCAAUAGGCAGCACAAAUACAAUAAUAGUAAUAGCCAAUUUAAGUAUAAUAAUAGCCUAUUCAAGUAUAAUAGCCACCAAUUUAAGUCAUUUAACCUCCAGUCUAGGUAAUAUAGCCUCCUGCUUAAGCUCCCUAGCCAGUUUAAGCAUAAUAAAUAUCAAAUAAUUAGCAUUAAGUGCCAAAUCAGGUUCAACAAACUCCCGUUUUAGGAUAAUUGCCUAAUAAUUAAACUGGGUAUUCUUAAUAGCAUAUCUAAGCUUUAAUUUAAUAAUAAUAGUAAAACUAAAGUUAAUACGAUAAUUCAAUUUAAUCAUAGCAACACGUUUUCUAAUAAGGAAAUUAGGUUUAGAGCUAAAAUUAAAAAUUAGAUAGUUAACCUCAAAUUAGCAAGGAAUAAUUAAACUAAUUAAUUAAUGAAGCAUUAAGUCAAGCCUAAAAUAGCUUCUUACAAUAGCUAGAUUAGUAUAAAUAGCAUUAAGAAUAAGUCAAUGCCUAAAGUAGAACUAAAAUUGAAGAACUGGAAAAAAAAUUGUAGAAUGUUUAAACAAAUAGCUAAUCAUCUGAUGUAGUUGAGCAAUAGAAUAUUUUACAUAAAAAAUUAAAUGAAUUGAGUUUAAUAAUUCAAUCACAAUAAAAUAAUAUAAAUAAUUUAGAAAAUUAAUUAUCUCAAUUAUCUCUCAGGAAAUCUUCAGUUGAAUAGCAACCUUAAAAUCAAAAUUCUAAUCAGAAUUAAAACUUGAAAGCUGAAAUCGAAUAGUAUACCUCUUUGAUAAGUAGCUUAUAAAAAGAAAAUCUUGAAUUAAAGAAUUAAUUGAACUCUUCAAGAGAAAUUGAAUCCUAACAUAAACAAACAAUCUAAAAAAUGACUUUAAUGAUUGAUUAACUUUAAGGUCAAAAUAAGUCUCUACAAGAAAAGAAUGAUCAAUUAUCUCAAAAUAUUGCCUAGCUUAAUCAAUAGCUCACUGAUGUGCAAUUAUUACAAAAGCAGCAAUUACAAUAGCUAAAUCAAACUUAAUGGUAAUUGUAACAAGCUUAGUAAUAAUAGUAGUCAAUUUAAUAAAUCAAUUAUUAAUAAUAGCAAUAACAACAACAAUAAUAAUAGCAAUAGUAAAUUGCACAAAUAUAAUAAUAAUAACACUCAUUGAAUGCUACCCCUUAAAAUUCACGUUAACAAUCAUAGACUUCUGCUCAACUUAUUUAAUAUGCUAACCUUUCUAAUAGUAAUAAUAACUAAAAUCAUAAUGUUCAUUAGUAAAAUAUCUAAAAUAUUGUAAAUUCUGUAAGCAAUGUUAAUUAAUAAAUGAGUAACUUUGAGGCUGAGGAUUUCUUUGAUUCUAUGAAUGGCUCUUCCAACCAAAAUACUUUAUCUAAUAGUAUAAGUUAAGCUAACUAGGCCACUAAUGUAAAUUAAAGCUAAACCUAAAGUACUCCUGCAGUAACUUUAAAUUAAGCUUCAACUAUUACCUAGCAUCAUGUACCUGUCUAUGGUGUUUAACAAUAAAUAAAUUAAGCACCAUCUCAUUAACAAGCAAAUACUCAACAGUAAUCCAAUAUCAUACCUCCUCAUCAUUAAAACAUUGCAUAUAAUCCUAACUAGCCUCUUUAGCAGCAGUAACUUGCUUAAUCUUAUUAAUAGCCAAUUAUUCCUUAGAAUAAGGCUAAUGUCCCUCCUCCAAUUCCUGUAGGUGCAGUAUAAAAGCAAAGAAGAGUAGCUAAAGGUGUUGAAAGCAUGUUCAACUGA
Molecule: messenger RNA, 2871 nt
Organism: Tetrahymena thermophila SB210
Lineage: Eukaryota; Ciliophora; Oligohymenophorea; Hymenostomatida; Tetrahymenidae
Exons: 2
Biological process (GO): DNA-templated transcription
Source: RefSeq, a predicted model, not a curated record